GCAUUUCCUCCUUAUUUCCUCUCCAUAUAAAUCUGCAUAGAAAUCGUACUUUAUACUCUUUUCCUCUGUUGGGUCUCUGUUUUGUUUUUCUUCUUCUCUUUUUUUUCCUUGCCUGAAAAAUGCCUGCUUGGUGGCCGAGAAAAUCGAGCAAAAGCAAAGAAGAAACCCAGCAAAAGAAGACUGAUGUGAACAACAACAGCAGCAACAGCAGUAAUGGGAAAGGCCGUAAAGGAGACAAGCCGAGGAGUUUCGAAGAAGGGUCGCGAAAUUCUCCUCGUGGAAGCAAGGAUUAUGGCCUGGCGAUUGCUGGGGCUGGUGGGUCAGCCGGGUUUUCGGGAUUUGACUCGGAUUCUGUGGAGAGGAGAGGGCAUCCCCUGCCUCGGCCAUCGGUUUCAUCGAUCCAGAGUGAUCAUGGAUCUGUAAUAGUAUCUGGGUCGGGUUCGGUCUCCAGUGUUAGCUCUUCCGAGUCAUCCGAAGAUCAUCAUGUAGGGAAUGAUCAAGCAAUUCAGUUGGGUGGUUACAGAGGACAAGGUGAGAUCAAGUUCAACACAGGAUCAAGGAGCCCUGGCCCUGUGUCAAGAGGGGCUACAAGUCCCACAUCACCUCUUCAUCCUCGUUUGGGUGGUACGAGCCUUGAAUCUCCAACCAGUAGGUUGGACGAUGGGAGAAGUCAAGGUCACCCAUUGCCUCUUCCACCAGGUUCUCCUACUAGCCCUUCUGCCUUGCCAACCACAAGAAGUGGAGGAGUCGCAGAUAAUGCACCUUGUUCUUCGUCAAAAUGGAAGAAAGGGAAGCUCCUUGGAAGGGGGACAUUUGGCCAUGUUUACGCUGGAUUUAACAGUGGAAAUGGACAGAUGUGUGCAAUAAAAGAAGUGAGGGUCGUUUCUGAUGAUAAGUCGUCCAAAGAAUGCCUCAAGCAAUUGAACCAGGAGAUAAAUUUGCUUAAUCAACUGUCGCAUCCAAACAUUGUUCGGUACUAUGGAAGUGAACUGGGUGAAGAAGCGCUCUCUGUUUAUUUGGAAUAUGUUUCUGGUGGCUCAAUCCACAAGUUACUUCAAGAAUAUGGUGCCUUUGGGGAGCCUGUUAUUCAGAACUAUACCAGGCAGAUUGUAUCUGGACUUGCUUAUUUGCAUGGAAGAAAUACAGUGCACAGGGAUAUCAAAGGGGCUAACAUAUUAGUAGACCCUAAUGGUGAAAUUAAGUUGGCAGACUUUGGCAUGGCUAAGCAUAUUACCUCUUGUUCCUCGAUGCUCUCUUUCAAGGGAAGCCCUUAUUGGAUGGCACCCGAGGUUGUCAUGAAUACGAACGGGUACAGUCUUGCUGUGGAUAUAUGGAGCCUGGGAUGCACAAUUCUUGAAAUGGCAACGUCAAAACCACCAUGGAGCCGAUAUGAAGGGGUGGCUGCAAUAUUCAAAAUUGGGAACAGCAAAGAUAUGCCAGAUAUACCUGAUUAUCUAUCUAACGAUGCGAAAAAUUUUGUGAAAUUAUGCUUGCAACGAGAUCCGUCAGCUCGUCCUACUGCAGCACAGUUGUUAGAUCAUUCUUUUAUUCGAGAUCAGGCAACUACAGGAGUUGCUAACAGAAACAUAACCAGGGAGGCCUUUCCUCUUAAUUUCGAUGGAAGUCGAACACCGCCCAUCUUGGAGCUGCAUUCCCAUAGACCAAGUAUCACUUCUGAUGGAGAAUAUGCAUCGAGGCCGGUGGUAACAACGAGAGUUCUGAACAACCCUAGAGACAAUGUAAGAAUGAUCACAUCUUUGCCUGUAUCUCCUUGUUCAAGUCCGUUACGUCAGUAUGGACCAGCACACAAGAGUUGUUUUCUCUCUCCUCCUCACCCAGCAUUUCCCAUGGUUGGCGGACAAAGUAAUUACAACGUAAACGACUAUUCAGCACACCCAAUGAGACCAAAUUCAAGAUACACUCACGAUCCUUGGUUUGAUAACUCUCUACUGAAAGCUCAAACCCCUGGUGCUUCUCCCAAAUCCAGACAUAUACUCUGAGUAAGUGUACAUACGUAUCAGCGCACACAUGUGUUCGUGCUGCAGAAGGUUUCAGCUGUCCAUUUUCAGCACACCAUGAUUGAGGGGAUCGGAUAAUAUAGGCGUAAUCAGAGGCCAUGGAUCUUUUCACAUGCCAUAUAGAUCCCGGAUUUCUUGAUCUUAAGACAGUCCCAUCUCCGAUUAUUGUAAAUGGAAAGCGGGUCCCCCGCCCUUGUAGCAAUUCACGUUUUAAACUAGUUUCAUGAUAUAUUAGCAUUGCUUAUAUCUUCAGCUUUACAAGUUCAGGUAAAGUAUAUAUGAAAAAUCUUCCAGUUAGGCUGGAAUGUUGAAUCCUCCAUAACCAAAACCUUUCUUUUUGCCUUC
Messenger RNA from Tripterygium wilfordii, 2363 nucleotides. Its product is annotated as mitogen-activated protein kinase kinase kinase 3-like. The record is from RefSeq and is a predicted model, not a curated record. Lineage: Eukaryota; Viridiplantae; Streptophyta; Magnoliopsida; Celastrales; Celastraceae. Gene Ontology annotation, molecular function: ATP binding; protein kinase activity. The coding region runs from base 120 to 2000 and encodes 626 amino acids. The transcript has 11 exons. Gene Ontology annotation, biological process: protein phosphorylation.